Messenger RNA from Alternaria arborescens, 1020 nucleotides. RefSeq lists its product as hypothetical. The record is from RefSeq and is a predicted model, not a curated record. Bases 1 to 1020 code for a protein of 339 amino acids. The transcript has a single exon. Gene Ontology annotation, molecular function: nickel cation binding. NCBI's taxonomy places the organism in Eukaryota, Fungi, Ascomycota, Dothideomycetes, Pleosporales, Pleosporaceae.
AUGUUCUUCGUCUCUCCCUUCGGUACAUCAACAUCGAAACCCGGCCAUGGAUCCAUCGUCCUCGAGAUACUUCCUCCGGAUAAACCUGUCCUUCGAACUGUAUCCUACCAGUAUCCCCUUAAGCUAGUUGCGCCAGAUCCGUUAGCACCACCCAACUAUGACAGAGAAGUGGACCGCAAUACAACAACAGGAGUACCUUGCCUCAUUCACACAGUCUUCCUGUUGACUUAUGGUGGAGGAAUUGUUGCUGGAGAUAGCAUAGAUUUGGACGUCAAACUAGACAGUAGUACACGGCUGAUACUGUUGACCCAAGGUUCGACUAAGAUCUUCAAAACCCCAAGUCCAGACCUAGUCUCCCGACAGCAUAUGAACACAUACCUCAAGCAGGAUUCUGCGUUAGUCUAUCUCCCGGAUCCUGUGCAACCUUUUGCACACACAGCGUUCUCCCAGUCUCAAGUCUAUCACUUGGAGAAAGAGCAGGGUAACUUGUGCGUUUGCGAUUGGGUGACGAGUGGCCGUUCAGCACGAGGAGAAAAUUGGGAUAUAUAUGAAUAUAAGAGUCGGAACGAGGUGUGGACUGUAGGUGAUGCAGGGAAGAAAAGACUACUUCUACGAGACAAUCUCAUUCUGAACAAGCAUGGCAAGACCAGAAUGCCACUCGCCUCUCGUAUGGAUAACUACUCCGUUUUUGGGACUUUGAUCAUUCGCGGUCCAAUCUUCUCGUCAGUAGCCAAAUUCUUUCUGGACGAGUUCGAGGCACUACCGCGUAUUGGAGGAAGAAACUGGGGCGACGUCGUGCAGCCUGAGCUUCAAGCACACGAGCAGAGGCGAUACGAGAGGCAACAGCGAGAGGGGAGUGAUGGCCUGGUAUGGAGUGCUGCAAACGUGAGGGGUUUUGUUCUGGUCAAGUUCGCAAGCAGGGAAGUGGAAGGAUCACGGAACUGGUUAAGGGAUAUGAUCAAGGAAGAAGGAUCGCUGCUAGAUGCAUUUGGGGAAAGGGCGAUUCUGUGUCUAAAGUGA